UCUCUUUCUCACAUCAUGAACUCAUUCAUAUAAACUCAGAGGCUCAGAGCUAGCUCCAACUUCAGCAAUUAACUUGCCAGACCCAAUAUCAUAUUUAAUUAUUUCUAUUUCCUUUCCACAGUCCACAGCUCACCAACUUCUCAGAGAUUUCUUUAAUCCUUAAGUAACCAAAUCUUCCUCUUUCUUCAUUCAAAGAUCGAUCUAAUGCUCAAGCAGACCACAGCUCAAGUUUCCGAGCUCUGCAUUAGAUUUCUACAUCCAGCUUGUCUUAAAGUAAUCCAAGCAAGCAGUAACUGAAGGGGUUUCAGCCGGCCUACGUAUAGCUCGGCUUUAUUUGGAAAUUUGGGAGUUUGGUCUUUUUUUGGGCUCUGUUACUGUCUCUGUUGAUUUGGCUGUUGGUUUUGACCAGCAUAGAAGACUGUGCAGAACGACAAGAGGCAAGCACCUGUGUGAAUCUGAUCGAGAAUAUUUUGUAACUGAUGAGUCUCAGACAACUCGAUCGUAGACUCUGUUCGUAGUUCUAGUUGUUAGAGAUAUCAAUAUAUACAUAAAGAAAGCUGGCAAAUAAGUGGUGGGAGAGAAUAGAUGUGGCGAUGGCGGGGUACAAUGGCAGAUCAGAAUAUAUGCAACUCUUCCGGCCUGAACUACAACUCCAGAGACCACCGCCACCUUCCAUCUCUGUUCCGCCGCAGCAGCAGCAACAACAACAACCUCAACGUUCUUCCGAUUCUCCGCAGCAAGAUGACUCACCCGAAGGAGACCAAGAACACAAGAUCGAGUCCGACACCGCCGCUACAAGUUCAGGAGGCGGCGGCGGGAGUGGCGGUGGGGGAUCAGUGCGUCGUCCUAGGGGGCGUCCGGCGGGGUCAAAGAACAAGCCGAAGCCCCCGAUCAUCGUGACGCGCGACAGCCCCAACGCGCUCCGGUCUCACGUGCUGGAAAUCUCGGCCGGGGCCGACGUGAUGGAGAGCGUGUCUCACUACGCGAGGCGGAGGGGGAGGGGAGUCUGCGUGCUUAGCGGCACCGGCACCGUCACCAACGUCACGCUUCGUCAGCCGGCGGCGCCCGCUGGGAGCGUGGUUACCCUCCACGGAAGGUUCGAGAUACUGUCGCUGUCAGGGACGGUGCUUCCGCCUCCGGCCCCGCCCGGCGCUGGGGGACUUUCGCUUUUCUUGUCCGGCGGGCAGGGGCAGGUGGUUGGCGGCAGCGUGGUGGGCCCGCUGCUGGCUUCGGGGCCGGUGGUCUUGAUGGCUGCGUCGUUUGCGAAUGCGGUGUUUGAAAGGCUGCCAUUGGAUGAGGAAGAAGGGGCUGGCGGUGGUGGGUUACCAGUCCAGCAACCAACGGCUUCACAGUCUUCAGGAGUCACCGGUGGCGGAGGUGGUGGUGGUGGAGGUCAGCAGCAGCAGAUUGGUGAGGGAAGUAGCAGCGGGCUCUUCAAUCUGGGAGGGAAUAUGGGGGCGGGGAGCUAUCCGGCGUUUUCGGGUACUGACAUGUACGGGUGGGGCAGCAGCGGAGCUACUCAUCCGCGGCCUCCGUUUUAGUGGUACUUGGUUUCAAUGAGAGUGAAUGUUUCGUGUUUUGGAAUAAGAUAUUCGUGCAUGAGAUGAUCGGUCGUUGACGACAACUUAAGCAAGGUAUAUGCUAUAAGAUUCAUUAAAUUUCUUGGAUCAAAAGGAAAAUUAUGUUCCUUCGUUUCAUGAAAUUCACCAAGGCUUGGUUUGUACUCUUCAGUCACGAGAAGAACAAGGUCAGUAAGUUGAUUAUAGAUGAGAAGAGUUCUUUCUCAUGUACUUUCUUCACUAAUAUCAUCAGACAGUUCUUAAUGCUAGUUGUAUAUUGUGUUAAAUUGCUGAUCGAUGUCAAGUUUCUAGGGUUUUAAAAUUUUAAUCAAUCAUUUUUCCAUGUCUCUUUGAUUUCUGAAAGUCUGAGACUAUUGGUGUUUCAUUAUCGAUCAUAUAUAUAAUUUCUGUAAUUCAGUUUUUGUUGUUAA
Molecule: messenger RNA, 1990 nt
Organism: Argentina anserina (silverweed cinquefoil)
Lineage: Eukaryota; Viridiplantae; Streptophyta; Magnoliopsida; Rosales; Rosaceae
Product: AT-hook motif nuclear-localized protein 25-like
Exons: 1
Coding region: 594-1541 (315 amino acids)
Biological process (GO): vegetative to reproductive phase transition of meristem
Cellular component (GO): nucleus
Molecular function (GO): minor groove of adenine-thymine-rich DNA binding; DNA-binding transcription factor activity
Source: RefSeq, a predicted model, not a curated record